This is a messenger RNA of Sclerotinia borealis F-4128, 843 nucleotides long. The record is from the annotation of a GenBank genome assembly. NCBI's taxonomy places the organism in Eukaryota, Fungi, Ascomycota, Leotiomycetes, Helotiales, Sclerotiniaceae.
AUGGACGUUGUUAAAAAGUUGUUACCGUUGGCAAGGCCACUUCUUCUAGUAAUCCUGACUGCCAUAGCUGGCUAUUCCUACUCCCAAAUCCGCCUCCUUUCACUUCCCAUCUCCCAGGCUCUCGCACUAUUCACGCUCGUCCUGCCGCUUGUCACUGGAAUCUCUACACAAGGUGCUGCUGGCUUGAUACAGCGAGCGAAUAAAAAAGAGCAAAAUCAGCUCACGCUGCCACUUAUUGCUGUUAUCGGAUUCCAAUUGGUCUACGAAACCAUCGUGGCAACUCUCGCCUUGACUUAUAUGAUACCACCAGAUUCAUUACAUUGUGGUUUAGAAGAUACAUGGCAGAAGCUAUUUAGUUCGAAGGAUGAGAGGAAGAUUAGGGCGAUUCAAGAUGCGUUGAAUUGUUGUGGACUCCAUAGUGUCUAUGAUAAAGCCUGGCCAUUCAGAACGGAUGCCCAUGCUUCUGGGAACUGUGUGGACGUGACGAAUCGCUCACAAAGCUGUUUUGGGACUUGGAGACAAGCGGAGCAGACUAAUGCUGGACUGCUUUUGAUCGUCGCUUUGCUCAUAUUUAUUAUCAAGGUGAUAUCCAUCAUAAAUCUGCUCACCACCUCCUUCUGGAAACGCUCAUACUGGUCUCAAUCAAUCCACCGCAUAACAGACGGUGAUACAGAAGCGCCACGGGAAGAUAAUAGGGCAGUGACAAGACGGCUCAUCGAAGAAGGUGAAGACGAAGAAGAAUCUUACCAAGAUGAACCCACAAGACAAGAUAGUGUCUCUGCAUUUAACGGCCUUGGACAAGGACCAAGAGUCGAGCCUUCUCGCUUGUCUCAAAACUAUUAG